GCACAGCACCUCAAACUGUGAAGUUAUAGAGAGCAGGUGGUGGCUAGGUGCCUCCCUUGGGGACAUCACUUUGUCCCAGUCUGGUCUAUAACACCAUAGACAUUGUUUUUUGGUUUUUGUUAUUUGUCCUUAAAGAUUUCUGGCUACAAGGCUUUAGUAGUACACUCUGCAGUUUUCUGUUCUGUUCUAAGGGUUUCCACUUGCCAUUAACCACGAUUCUGCCUUGCAACUGUAUUUGCACCAGCCUUGUUUUCUGAGCUGACAAGUUUGCAGGUCUGGGCUGUCGGAGGGGCCUGAGUGCAAACUGGAACGUUCGCUAUGACGUUAGCUGCCAAACUGGAAGACUUUGAAGUGACCCUGGAACACCUGCUCAUGGAUGUGUUUAUGACGGAGGGCCGUCGAUGUCAAGUACAUCUUCUUGAUGACAGGAAGCUGGAACUCCUAGUACAGCCCAAGCUUUUGGCCAAGGAGCUGCUUGACCUUGUGGCAUCUCACUUCAACCUGAAGGAAAAGGAAUACUUUGGAAUAGCCUUCACAGAUGAGACAGGACACUUAAACUGGCUUCAGCUAGAUCGGAGAGUAUUGGAACAUGACUUCCCCAAGAAGUCAGGACCAGUGGUUUUAUACUUUUGUGUCAGGUUCUAUAUAGAAAGCAUUUCGUACCUAAAGGAUAAUGCCACCAUUGAGCUCUUCUUUCUGAAUGCUAAGUCCUGCAUCUAUAAGGAGCUGAUUGAUGUUGACAGUGAAGUGGUGUUUGAACUAGCCUCCUAUAUCUUACAGGAGGCAAAAGGAGAUUUUUCUAGCAACGACAUGGUGAGGAGUGACUUGAAGAAGCUGCCAGCGCUUCCCACUCAAGCCCUGAAGGAACACCCUUCCCUGGCCUACUGUGAGGACCGAGUCAUUGAGCACUACAAGAAACUGAAUGGCCAGACCAGAGGUCAAGCAAUUGUAAACUACAUGAGCAUCGUGGAGUCUCUUCCAACCUAUGGGGUUCACUAUUACGCAGUGAAGGACAAGCAGGGGAUACCAUGGUGGCUGGGACUGAGCUACAAAGGAAUCUUUCAGUAUGACUACCACGAUAAAGUGAAGCCAAGGAAGAUAUUCCAAUGGAGACAGUUGGAAAACCUGUAUUUCAGAGAAAAGAAGUUUUCUGUGGAAGUUCAUGACCCACGCAGGGCCUCAGUGACAAGGAGGACGUUUGGACACAGUGGCAUUGCAGUGCAUACGUGGUACGCGUGUCCAGCAUUAAUCAAGUCCAUUUGGGCUAUGGCCAUUAGUCAACACCAGUUCUAUCUGGACAGAAAGCAGAGUAAGUCUAAAAUUCAUGCUGCACGAAGUCUGAGUGAAAUUGCAAUUGACCUGACAGAGACAGGCACCUUGAAGACCUCCAAGCUGGCCAACAUGGGGAGCAAAGGGAAGAUCAUCAGCGGCAGCAGCGGGAGUCUCCUGUCCUCAGGUUCUCAGGAAUCAGAUAGCUCUCAGUCGGCCAAGAAAGACAUGCUGGCUGCCCUGAAGUCCAGGCAGGAAGCUCUGGAGGAAACACUACGCCAGCGGCUGGAGGAGCUCAAGAAGCUCUGCCUCCGGGAAGCGGAGCUGACGGGCAAGUUGCCUGCUGAGUACCCACUGGACCCAGGGGAGGAACCACCCAUUGUUCGAAGAAGGAUCGGGACGGCCUUCAAACUGGACGAACAGAAAAUCCUGCCCAAAGCAGAGGAGGCUGAGCUGGAGCGCCUGGAACGGGAGUUCGCCAUUCAGUCCCAGAUUACAGAGGCCGCCCGCCGCCUUGCCAGUGACCCCAACGUCAGCAAAAAGCUGAAGAAACAGAGGAAAACCUCCUACCUGAACGCACUGAGGAAGCUGCAGGAGAUUGAAAAUGCAAUCAACGAGAACCGCAUCAAGUCUGGGAAGAAACCCACCCAGAGGGCUUCACUGAUCAUCGACGAUGGAAAUAUUGCCAGUGAAGAUAGUUCCCUCUCAGAUGCCCUUGUUCUAGAGGAUGAAGACUCUCAGGUCACCAGCACACUGUCCCCCUUACAGUCUCCUCACAAGGGACUCCCUCCUCGGCCACCAUCGCACAACAGACCCCCUCCUCCCCAGUCCCUGGAGGGACUCCGGCAGAUGCACUAUCACCGCAACGACUAUGACAAGUCACCCAUAAAGCCCAAAAUGUGGAGCGAGUCCUCUUUGGAUGAGCCUUACGAAAAGGUCAAGAAACGUUCCACCCACAGUCAUUCCAGCAGCCACAAGCGUUUCCCCAGCACGGGCAGCUGUGCCGAGGCUGGAGGGGGCAGCAGCUCCCUGCAGAGCAGCCCCAUCCGCAGCCUCCCGCACUGGGACGCACAGUCCAGCAUGCCGUCCACGCCAGACCUGCGGGUCCGGAGUCCCCACUACGUUCAUUCCACGAGGUCGGUGGACCUUAGCCCCACGCGGCUGCACAGCCUGGCCCUGCACUUUAGGCACCGGAGCUCCAGCCUGGAGUCCCAGGGCAAGCUCCUGGGCUCAGAGAACGACACCGGGAGCCCCGACUUCUACACGCCACGGACUCGUAGCAGCAACGGCUCUGACCCCAUGGACGACUGCUCCUCCUGCACCAGCCACUCCAGCUCGGAGCACUACUACCCGGCGCAGAUGAACGCCAACUACUCCACUCUGGCCGAGGACUCGCCGUCCAAGGCACGCGCGCGGCAGCGGCAGCGGCAGCGGGCGGCGGGCACGCUGGGUGCGGCGAACUCGGGCAGCAUGCCCAACCUGGCGGCGCGCGGCGGCGGCCACGGCGUCUACCUGCACAGCCAGAGCCAGCCCAGCUCGCAGUACCGCAUCAAGGAGUACCCGCUGUACGUGGAGGGCAGUGCCACGCCCGUGGUGGUGCGCAGCCUGGAGAGCGACCAGGAGGGCCACUACAGCGUCAAGGCGCAGUUCAAGACGUCCAACUCGUACACGGCCGGCGGCCUCUUCCGGGAGAGCUGGCGCGGCGGCGAUGAGGCCGACGCGGGCCGCCUGACGCCGUCGCGCUCGCAGAUCCUGCGGACUCCGUCGCUGGGCCGCGAGGGCGUCCACGACAAGGGCCCUGGCCGCGCCGCCGUGUCAGACGAGCUGCGCCAGUGGUACCAGCGCUCGGCCGCCGCGCACAAGGAGCACAGCCGCCUGUCGCACACCAGCUCCACCUCCUCGGACAGCGGCUCCCAGUACAGCACCUCCUCCCAGAGCACCUUCGUGGCGCACAGCAGGGCCACCAGGACGCCCCAGCUGUGCAAGGCCACGUCAGCUGCCUUACCUCAGAGCCAGAGAAGCUCAACACCGUCCAGUGAAAUUGGAGCAACACCCCCAAGCAGCCCCCACCACAUCCUAACCUGGCAGACUGGGAGCUACAGUGAUAGCUGUUUCCUGGAUUCCUCCCUCUACCCAGAACUAGCCGACGUCCAGUGGUACGGGCAGGAAAAAGCCAAGCCCGGGACCCUCGUGUGAGCCAGCCGGCCUCUAUGCCAUUCUGAGAUCACCUCACUGCCUCUCAUUUGCCUUACCCAAGACGCACUGUCACCCUGCACCAGCUUCAGCCCUCAGCACUUUUCUCCCGUCUCCACAUCCCCUUACCCUCAAAAACCUGACUGAGGAGACGUUCUAGAAGGUUCCGGUCCCACUGUGUGAUCCCUGGCUCUCAUGCCCAGAGAGAGCUAGGCACCAAUCCUCAAUGGCACCUCGGUGGCUUCUCCCUGCCAGGAACCAUCAGGGAAGCUGACCAGCAUCAAAUUCCUGUGGACUGGUAGAAGUGGCGCUGGUAGAAGACAGGAAAGGGAACUCAAGUACAGGGUGAUCUGGAAAGACUAUGAAGCAUUGGACAGCCCGCCACCUGCAGGCCCACCAAGCCCUUUCUGGAGAGGACACAUGGGUGGGAAUAUUCAGUUGCCACCUGAACUGAUCCCUGGGGGGCUGUUCAGGGAGGGAGAGAAUGAAAAAGGAAGCUUAACCCAUCAGAGAUGAUCAGAGGAUCACAAUCAGUUCUAUGCUGCCAAAGAUUUAAAAAUGUAAAAAUAAAACACAAAAAAAAUAAAGAGGGGCCAAGAGGAAGACAUUCUUUCUGCAAUGAGAUCUCUUAAAUUCUAAACUGCUCCUACAUACCACAAGUCAAAGUCAACCGUUUGUAAAUCAUUUCCCCUCUUUAUCCCUCUCCCUUGCCAUCCCACAGAGAAACUCACCCAGUGCGAUGAAGUCGGGAGUGGUGGCUGGCAGAGCUGCCUUGGCUCUCCGUGGGCCUGGACACACCGAAUGGAUGGGGAGUGGUGAGCGUCCUGCUAGCCCAGCUCUGCAGUCAAGCCCACUGCACAAAGCUGCUUUCCUGUUGGGAUUUGUAGGAAACAUAAGGUGAUGAUUGCCAGGUGUUACUCUCCCAUUAAACGACCAGUAAAAGUG
Molecule: messenger RNA, 4407 nt
Organism: Manis pentadactyla (Chinese pangolin)
Lineage: Eukaryota; Metazoa; Chordata; Mammalia; Pholidota; Manidae
Gene: FRMD4A
Product: FERM domain containing 4A
Exons: 23
Coding region: 319-3465 (1048 amino acids)
Biological process (GO): establishment of epithelial cell polarity
Cellular component (GO): cytoskeleton; adherens junction; bicellular tight junction
Source: RefSeq, a predicted model, not a curated record